AUGUCCGACAAAUUCCACAAAGCCCUCGCGGCCAUCGACGCCGCGCACUCGGAAGACCCAAACCUCAAGAAGAUCGACGACAACAGCGACAACACAAUCCCUUACGAACUACACUAUGCCCAAAAAAUGACCUCCUACCUCAACGCCUACAACGCCAACGCAUCCGAACUCCUGCGCCUCGCCAUCCGCGCCCAGCACUUGCGACGCUGGGAAGUACCGCGGUCGUCCUACCCAGCCACAAAAGCAGGCUAUUUCGGAUGGCGCACAUAUCUGAAAAACAGACAAGCCGAGCUCGCACAGGAAAUGUGCGCUGCUGCGGGGUAUAGCCAACCAGAAGCAGAGCGAGUAGCUGCGCUGGUGCGCAAGGAAGGGUUGCGACAGGAAGAACAGGAAACGCAGACGUUGGAGGAUGUGGCGUGUCUGGUGUUUUUGGAUGAUCAGUUUGAGGCGUUUGAGCAAGAAAUCAAUGAUGAGGAGAAGAUGGUGGGGAUUUUGAAGAAGACGUGGGCGAAGAUGUCGGACAAGGGACGGGGGAUGGCGCUGCAGAUUACUAUGAGUGAUCGGUGUAGAGGGUUGGUGCAGAAGGCGUUGGCGUGA
Messenger RNA from Talaromyces rugulosus, 597 nucleotides. RefSeq lists its product as uncharacterized. The record is from RefSeq and is a predicted model, not a curated record. The transcript has a single exon. The coding region runs from base 1 to 597 and encodes 198 amino acids. Lineage: Eukaryota; Fungi; Ascomycota; Eurotiomycetes; Eurotiales; Trichocomaceae.